Thalassophryne amazonica is the source of this 3970-nucleotide messenger RNA. It is a transcript of the gene nfatc2a, whose product is annotated as nuclear factor of activated T cells 2a. NCBI's taxonomy places the organism in Eukaryota, Metazoa, Chordata, Actinopteri, Batrachoidiformes, Batrachoididae. Gene Ontology annotation, molecular function: transcription factor binding; DNA-binding transcription factor activity, RNA polymerase II-specific; RNA polymerase II cis-regulatory region sequence-specific DNA binding. Gene Ontology annotation, biological process: calcineurin-NFAT signaling cascade; cytokine production; regulation of transcription by RNA polymerase II. The transcript has 10 exons. Bases 143 to 2860 code for a protein of 905 amino acids. The record is from RefSeq and is a predicted model, not a curated record. Gene Ontology annotation, cellular component: transcription regulator complex.
UCGCGCACUCACUCACCGAUGCAGCAUUUGGCGCGCGGGCAAGUUCCCCAAAUCCACACCUGACGCAUCGCCUGAAGUCGGACGUGAGUCUUUAGGAAAGGUGAAAGGAAGAAACAAACCCGAAACAAAAAAAAUCAGACAGAUGACCUCCUUUUAUGACGAAAACGGGCUGGAGGAAGAACUCAGUCGAAUCGGCUGCCCUGAUGAGGAUUUGGAGUUUGAGUACCUGUUUGAAUAUGAACCACCUGACAGCAGCCGCGCAGCAGAUCGAGAUGACCCAAACCUUGCAUCCCACAAAGUUCUCAGCCACAACUCGGAGCAGGCGUUCCCUCUGGAGGAGGCCUCUCCGUUUGGUAUCAAGUCCUGUAGCCCAUCCUACAGCGAGAACCACUCUGAUGUUCUCUCAGCAUACGAGAACCAAGAGGCCAGGAACUACCUGGACAGCACUCGGCCUGGAGGGCUGACCUUGAGCCCACGCAUCGAAAUCACUCCCUCCCGCGAGCACUACAACCACGCCCGGGACUCCCUGCAGAACCAGCCCAUCAACAUUAGCCCCAGACCCACGCUCACUGUGCCCGGCCAUGAUAACCUUGCCUACCGUGAGCCCCAGUGCCUAAGCCCCGCCAGCAGCAACUCCUCUACCAGCUGGCACUCAGAGAGCUACUCCCCGUGGGCGUCUCCCUGCGUGUCCCCCACCAGCGGUCAGAACGCCGGAGACCUCUGUCCCCGAUUACAGAACAUCCACACUGGCUCCCCGCGCACCUCCCCGGGCACCUCCCCAUGCACCAGUCUAGCUGAGGACGGCUGUCCAGGACCCCGCUCACCCUCGCCCAGACCCGGUUCCCGCUCCACCUCCCCAAAGGUCAAACGCACCUACGACAUGUACAGAAAUCCAGGCUUAGUCCUCGGGCACCGCUCCCGCAGUCCCUCCCCUCACGGUGUCCAUGACGACCACAACAUAAGUGCCCACUAUGGCACCCACAGCAGCCUUGUCGAUGCCAUGAACGGCUUUGGCACCGUCCAGCCAGGCUUGGUGCCCACCAAAAUAGUCAAGACGUCCAACCAGGUUUACACUCUUUACCCAGAGAACCAUGGCGAAGGGAACUACUUGGUGUCCUGCAACCAGGACAUAAAAACCAAAGCUGCCACAGAGCCUUUCUUUGUUAUCCCACCAAUCUGGUCUAAGCCACUGGUUUCCAGCCUCUGCAGCAUCCCCGUGGCCUCCCUCCCACCCCUGGAAUGGCCGAUUCCCAGUCGCACAGACCAAUAUGAACUCCACAUCGAGGUGCAGCCAAAGCCACAUCACAGAGCUCACUACGAGACGGAGGGCAGCCGCGGAGCCGUCAAAGCCCCCACAGGGGGGCACCCCGUGGUGCAGUUACAUGGCUACAGGGGAAAGGAGCCGCUUGGACUGCAGAUCUUCAUUGGCACAGCGGACGAACGCAUCCUAAAACCUCACGCCUUCUACCAAGUCCACCGCAUCACUGGCAAGACAGUUACUACCACCAGCUUUGAGAAGAUCAUCAAUGGCACCAAAGUACUGGAGAUCCCAAUGGAGCCAAAGAACAACAUGAAAGCAAUAAUCGACUGUGCGGGGAUCCUGAAGCUCAGGAACGCCGACAUCGAGCUGAGGAAAGGCGAGACGGAUGUCGGACGGAAAAACACGCGUGUUCGUCUGGUGUUUCGCGUGCACAUACCUCAGCCUGGGGGUCAGCACGUUUCUCUCCAAGUGGCUUCUCAUCCUAUCGAGUGCUCCCAGCGCUCAGCUCAUGAGCUUCCCAUGGUGGAGAAGCAGGACAUGGACAGCUGCUCGGUCCUUGGAGGACAGCAGAUGAUCCUGACUGGCCAGAACUUUAGUUCUGAUUCCAAAGUCAUUUUUAUGGAAAAGACUCAGGAUGGGCAGCAAAUUUGGGAAAUGGAAGCAACAGUGGAUAAGGACAAGAGUCAGCCUAAUAUGCUGUUUGUUGAGGUGCCGUCCUACAGAGAUCCGUCCGUCUGCCAUCCAGUCAAAGUGAAUUUCUACGUUAUCAACGGCAAGAGGAAGCGCAGCCAGCCUCAGCACUUCAGCUACACGCCACUGGCAUCUCCACCCAUUAAGACUGAGCCCAUAGAUGAGUAUGAGGCAGACCACAUGAGCUUUGGCAUACCUCAGAUCUUGGGCAUAUCCCCUCAUUCCUACUAUCACAACCCUCGCAGUGUUAUCCAUCCAGACAAUGGCCUGGUUUCGGGCAUGGCUUCUUGCCAGCAGGGGCGCCUCAGUUCCAGCCUUCCAGGCCAAGAUACACAUUUCCAGCAGCAGAGCUCGGCCAUCGUCUUCUCCCGCGGGAGCAAGAACCUGAGUGGCAGCACCGGCCUUUAUCAGCAGACUGGAGGCUUGUUACCUGACCCUCACCGAUCAGUCCUGGUCCACACCGGUUCUUCAGCUCAAUCAGUUGGCCAAAUUGGCGCAGGCCAACAGUCUUCAAUCAUCCAGUUCUCCCCCACCAACCACCACCUGAUUCGGGCAGGAGACACUCAACCUCUUGAUGCUGCACAACCGGACAACCAACAGAUCAUCUACUGUGAUGGCUACUCUCCGCAAUCAGCCGUCAGCAACUCGCCGACGCCGUCCCAGCCCCAUGUGGUGUUGACCCAUCCUCAGCACUUUCCCACCGUGAUCCAGCAGCAACCUUUCAUGCAAAAAGCCCAGCAGAAAGGUCGGGCUCCACCUGGCUCGGGACAGAUGGAGGCUCCAGAGGAUGGACAGAGGAGGGUGACAGUCAAGGAGGAGAAUUUGGACCAGGCCUACCUAGAUGAUGGUGAGUUGAAUGAGAUCAUAAGAAAGGAUCUGACGGGCGUCCAGGCCAGAGGGCAGACAUAGAGGAGACGUGCACACAGUCUGAAGGUCUCCAGCCGUCCAGUGCAGUGACGCACUGCCACCAGCAAUCAAACCUUCACUUCCUCAUUUUCUUUGUCCCUACAGACAGAACCAGCAGCGGUGUGUUUGCUUUGGACAUUUUCCUGCAGCUAACACUUUCAUUUGGCAAACUGAUAAACUUUUGUUGACCUAGAAGGUCUGCCACCAACGUUCAGAAGCUUUCUAUCAAUCCAGUCUGAACCAAAAAAGGAAAACGUGAAAUAUUUUAUUGAUUUUCUUUUUAGCUUUAAACUUUGCUUUGCAAAGAAGGAAAGUAAUAAAGUGUUUUUUUUCGAUUUCAAUUUAUUUUCAUUUAUAUAGCGCCAAAUUACAACAGAGUUGCCUCAAGGUGCUUGAGGUUUGAUUGAUUAGCAAUAAAAUCGCACACACAACUUUCUGCACUAGUGAAUGAACUCCACAGCACUCAGUGAGUUUACUUGUUAAAAAAAAAAUAUAUUAGUGAAAAUAGAUCCAGCCUAUAUUCUAGAAACAAUAUUUCUUGUCCUGUUUUUAUUUAGUUUCUGUGUCUGUUUUGUCCAAAUCUUUUGUGCUGAUCAUCUCUUUUUAAGUGCAUUUUUCAAAAUAAAAAAAUAAAUAAAUAACAUGCUGCCUUAACAAUGUACAGAUUAACGUUUGUAAGACCUCCUAAUAUGCACUGUUUCUAAAGACAGGUGCUGAAUGUUCUUGCUUUUUAUAUUACAGAAUAAUUGUCCUGUUUUAUUUGUGUUAGAAACAUAUAUUGCAUUUUAUGUUGUGCCAAAGUGGCUUCACAGGAGCCUGUAAUGCUGCAGUCAUAGCAGGGGUUUAUAUUUUUUUAAAAACUGAAAAAGUUACAUUUAUAUGCCAUUUUCUUGUAUUGGGUGCUUUGCAUCUAAAAUGCAAGUUUGAAGGUAGCCUUUAUAUCAGUAGUUUAUUUUAAUGGUAUCUCUGUGUGGUUGCGUACACACUGCCAUGUCAAAGUAUCCAAAGUCUGUGCUUUGUAUUGUUUAAUGUAUAAUUCAGUUCUGUGUCUCUCUGUAAUGAGAGUCAGUAUAGUCAAAGCUUAAUGCCUGCUUAUACAGAGGCUUCAUUCAA